AAAAAAACUCUAAAACAACUCCACCGUUGCACAGUCCAUAUUUUGAAAGAUCUCACACGGUACGUGGGGAAUUGUCUAAAGUUUUCCCGCGCUCUAUUGCUUCAGCUUGUUUCCUCUGAACCUUUCCAGCAAUGCCUCCCAAAUCGGAUAGCGCUGAAGGAAUUGUGCUUAACUUCGUUAACGAGCAAAAUAAACCUUUGAACGUUCAAAAUGUGGCUGACUGUCUCCAAAAGUUUAACCUCAAGAAAGCUGCAGUACAAAAGGCACUAGACAGCCUUGCUGAAAGCGGAAAGAUAACAUUCAAGGAGUAUGGGAAGCAAAAGAUAUAUCUUGCUCGGCAAGAUCAAUUUGACAUUCCAGACAAUGAUGAGCUUAUUCGAAUGAAAGAAGAAAAUGCCAAGCUGCAGGAGAUGGUCGAUGAACAAAGGAGAGCUAUCAGCGAGGUCGAAGGAGAAAUUAAAACUUUGCAAUCAAAUUUGACACUGGAAGAAAUACGUGAUAGGGAAGCCACAAUAAGAAACGAGACUGAAGAGAUGGAAAGAAAAUUGAUUAAUUUGCGGGGAGGAGUCACCCUAGUAAGUCCAGAAGAGAGGAAAGCAGUGGAGGAAUUGUGUGCUGAAACAAUAAAUCAGUGGAGAAAGCGUAAGAGAAUGUUCAAAGAUCUGUGGGAUACUAUUACCGAGAAUUCGCCAAAGGACCUCAAAGAAUUUAAGGAGGAACUCGGGAUUGAGUAUGAUGAAGACGUUGGUGUUAGUUUGCAGUCGUAUAUGGAUCUGGUGCAACAAGGCAAUAAACGUUCUAGGGCUCACUAAGGUUUCUUUUGCGCGUUGGUUAUUGAAGCUUCUCUAUUCUGUACAUGAAGUUUUGCAAUUGAGACUUAGUUAACCUAAAGUCACAUAUUUUUAAUUUUCUCCAGCUAGGUGAAACAAGCAGUAAGUUUAUCAGUAGGUUGGAGUUUUACAAGUUAUGUAGGCACAUUGUUGUCUGAUGCUUCCAUAAUUUGAUCUACUUUAUAUUUAAUGGACAAUGUGAGAGGUUGUGUAUUGGUUUUCUAAUACAGGGAGGAGUUUUGUGACUUGUGAGGUGGUC
This is a messenger RNA of Cuscuta europaea, 1089 nucleotides long. The record is from the annotation of a GenBank genome assembly. NCBI's taxonomy places the organism in Eukaryota, Viridiplantae, Streptophyta, Magnoliopsida, Solanales, Convolvulaceae.